GCUUCAGGUCCCACUUAAUCCGUCUAUCCUAUCAAUCAGUAUUAAACCAUAUUAAAUAAUUAAGUUCUUAUAUUUUUCGUUGGAUAAAAUUCUAGCCUAUAACAUCGCAUUAAUAUAAAAAUUAAUUUCAUAUUGCAGUAUCAAUAAAAUAUUUAAUUCACAUUCUUAACUGUUUCAUUAACGGUUGUAUAAUGAUAUUCAGUUUUGUUUCAGAUGCUUCCAAAAUACAUAAACAACCGUCGAAAGCAUUUGUUGCUAAAAAUCCCUUAACACCCUCAUUCAAUCAAACCGUCAAUCUUUGAAAACCAAAAUCUAAGAAGCUGGUUGUUGUUUCAUGGGCUAUAUCUGCAGUGAAAUGUCAUUGCAAAAACUUAAUAAACAUUUCAUAUGAAUUCACUUUCAAGAUUUCUUCUGGAAGUUGAAUUUUCAUUUCAAUGAUGAGCCAUCCCAAAAAAGCAUUUCAUUUAUGGCGAUGUGCAUUUUUUAACAUUGCUUUAGGAUUUCUGAUUUUAUUUUUUCCUUUUAUCAUUCUUCAAAAUUUUUCAUUUGCAAUAUCAUAUUUAUUUGUGUUAAGUACAUUUUCUUCUUUGAAUGCCUUGAGCAUAAAUAAAAAGUCGGUUUUAACAACAUUUUCGACGCCUUUUGCAACUUCUGAAGAGGGAAAGGCCGAUAAGUUUCCGAACAAAAAGUUGGGAAAAAAGGAAUUUUCAGUUGCUAAAGGUGUAACUGCUUUGACAGUUAGUAUAGCUUUAUUUCAUGUAUUUUCGAUCCUUUUUGGAGCACCAGUUUUUGAGGUAUAUUUGGAUACUUUAUAUUUUAGUGUCUUGAUGACACUACUGACUGCAUAUCCUUUGAUGUGGUAUUUUUUCUUCUGUGAUAGUCAAAAUGCUGUAUUAAAGAUAUUAUCCGAUUCUAAAUUUGAUAACUUGACUGAGAGUUAUUUGCAUUCCAUAAUACUUUGGACAGUAUUUGGUGCAUGGAUUGGAGCUUUCCCAAUACCUCUUGAUUGGGAUCGACCAUGGCAAACAUGGCCAAUAACAUGCUGCAUUGGAGCUUCACUGGGCAAUAGCAUUAUACAUUUCAUUAUAGGUUUCAAGCUUAUUUAUGGUCUUUUUGGAGACAGAAGAAAAACUACUCUCAAUCGAUCAGUGUAAAUCGUAAUUACACUUAAAUCUUGACUUUUUAUUAUAGCGAUGUUAUUGUUUAAAAUUGCUUAAGAAAGCAACAAUCUUGUAGAUAAAAGCAUUUUUCUUCUAUUUCUGUUUUUUCAUUUUAUCUUUAUAAGAUCCAUAUAAUUCAAAUUAAUAUUAUUCCAGGGUAUUGUCCAAAAUACUUUUAAAAAGUACAAUGGUUAUUAGAUUUUAUUAUAAUUCACCCAAAAUAGUUCUUUUAUACUAACCUAUAAAAUGAGGCCUUUUUUUCUCCUUUAAUUUAUUUACAUAACAAUUGUAUACAUUAAGUGAACAAAAUGUGCUUAGACUAUAAUGCAUAAAAUUAAAAAAACAACAUGCUAAGCUGAUUAGAUAAUACACAGUUGGUACUAAAAGAAAAAUGUAAAAACAUUAUGCAGAGUUAUUUAUUAAAAGUAAAUUUUCCAUAAGAAACUCUCUUAUAUAAUAAGAAACAGAUAACAUAUAUAAAUAAAUGUGUGUAUUAUUUCAUACAUUAAUGCAUAUUGUCACAUAAAUAUGCCAACAAUCAGGCUCUAAUAUACAUUGUGGCCACAAAAAUACAUUGUGAGUAGGGAUUGCAAUACCGGACCAAAAUUUCAAUACCAGUAUUCGGUAUUUUUAAAUCUUAAUACCGGGAUACCGGUUUUAAUACUGGUAUUAGAAAUUUUAGAAAAAGAAAGAAAACACAGAUGUUUCUUUGUUCUAUUUGCCAGUUUUAUAAGAGAAUGUAAAUAUCCCAAAAAAUAAUAUGUAACUUAUAAAUUAUAACAGUAUAUAAAGAAUCACAAAAAAGAAAAGUCACAACUUAUUUAUUUAAAUCACAAAAAAAGUGUAAAUAUCACUAUUCAGUUUGUGGUAAUAUUACAAAUUUUUGAAAUGUGAUCAAAAACAACAUAAUGCAUCCAUUGUACUGUCAUUAAGCCUGAAAAGUAAUUUUGUGUGAAAAUUACCAGCUGUCGAAAACGCUCUUUCGGCAUCUACGCUAGUUGGUGAUAGUGUUAGCAAUGCGCGAUAUACUUUUUCGAAGUAUUUACCUCUAAAUCCCUCAUCUUCAAAUAAAUCAAUUUCUCGUCGGAUGGUUUUGGAUAUAGCUGAUUUCUGUAUUGUAUUUUGGUUCGUUAAAUUUUUUUUUUAUCUAUCGCUAAUUUUAAUUUUUGUUCAAGAGACAAUUCCUUUUCACUAUCGACAUUAGUGUCAUCAUAAUCUUCAAUAAACGAAUUCUUCUGAAUGUGAAUAGGUUUGUGGGUAAAAAAUUUUAAGAAAAUUUACUAUAACUUAAUCAGAUUUGAAUUUAUUAUUUUCUUUCCUUCUUUUUCAUUUUCAUUUUUAAAAUCAUUAUAAUUAUGUAAAUAACAUAAGACAUUUUCUGUUUCGGUAUGCCUUUCUUCUGCGCGAUUUUUCAAUGUAAUAUAUAAUUCUUCAGAUAGUGAUGUGUGCUGUUCUUUCAUGACUGCAGCAUGAAAUUUAUUGUUGCAUUAGAUGUUAAUAAAUUAAAAUCUCUCUGACAUAAUGUCUCUAUAGUCAGUUUUAUUGGAAGUAGAGCUGAUAUAGUUCUGGAUAUUAAGUCGAAUUCACUAUCUGAAAAAUUAAUUUACAGGUUUAAAUCGAUUAUUGCUUUUUGGAUUGGAUUUCUCAAUUUCAAAAAUCGUGCCAUCAUUAGGAGUAAACUGUUCCAACAUGUCUUAGAAUCUAUUAGUAACAUGUAUUCUGUUUUAUUUAUAAGAACUUUAUAAAUUAUAAGAAGCAAUUCUUGAUGGGUUAACAUUUCAUCCUCAUUAGCAAUAUCUUCUUCAACAAUUACAUUGUCAUUAUCUUCAUUUCAAUAUCACUCUCACUCUUACUCUCUUCAAUGUCGGAAUCCGAAGUUUCUAUAUCCACAGUAUUUGGAUUCUUCUGCUCUUUAUUUUUUUGGUAUAAUACAUCGUCAUUGAAUUCCAUGAGCAUAGCACAAUUGCUGAUUUGCACCAAUCAAUUUUCCAACUUUUUUCAUAACUGUUGCUCCGUCAGUCGUUAUGGAUACAAUAUUUUCUUUCAGGGAUAAUCCAUGUUUCUCUAAUUUAGAUUUAAGCAAUUCAGCCAUUAAUUAGCUAAUUAAUUUCGCCCGUUAGGGAGACAUAAAAACAAAAACGUAUACUAUUUUGCUAUGUUGGCGAUCCCUGAACCUAUAGUGGAGACAAUUUAAAAAAUUUCUUGUAAAUACCAAAAAACCGGUAUUUCAACUUGUGAAUACCGGUAUUACAAAAUUGAAAAAUAGCUCAAAAUACCGGUAUUCGGUAUACCGGUAUUGCAAUCCCUAAUUGUGAGUCUGGCAUGUCAUUUGAUGCAAAUUAGUUAAAUGUUGAAAUGGUUUAAAAAUAUUAUAUAUUUUUUUAGAUAAAUUAUUAAUGCUGCUUCAAUUUUUAAUUUCAGGUACAUUAUUUAAUAAAAUUGUUAUUAAAUAGAAAUUUCUCUUUUAUGUUCUUUUUCUAACAGAAUUUAAUGAAAGUUUUGUCUAAAUUAAAAUAAAAUAUUAUUUUAAAUUACCCAUUUAUAACAUUUUCCUUCUUGGUUCAUUAUGCUCCAUUGUAGUUGUAUUAUGCAAAAAAAGUUGACAUUAUCUACCGAAUGGAUUUUAGAAAGUUAGCUAUUUAAAAAUCAUUUACAUGGAAUAUAAAAUAGCAUAAUAUUUUAUUUAUAGUAAUAGCCAUGUAAGUUUUUUUUUGUUGUUGUUGAAAUCUAAUUUUUAUCAGUUAUUUGUAAUUUUUGAAUAAUAAAGUAUGCAUUCUGUACUUUACUUUUUUAGCAUCUGUUUCAUUUAUAAUGCACUAUACUGUUGGUUUUUUUUUUUUUUUUUAAUUCAGCAUGGAAGAAUAUUUAAACAUUUGAAUAGUUUGUGAUAAUUUCCAAUACUUUCCAUUUUAUGAUAUUCCAAAAGAAAUCUAUACUAUUGAAUAUAAUUAUGUUUUACUGCUGAAUACAUUAUUUUGCAUAACAGACAAUGUAGAUAAUUUUAUAGAUAUGAACUAUACAGUUCUAUUAUAAACAAAUCCCUCAAAUUGUUAGUUGUUCAUUUCUAGUUUGCAAUUUUUUUAAAAACUUUUCUUAUUGUUCACUUUUAGCUAAACAUUUCUUCCUCCUGAUCAAAGUCUUAUAAAUCAAAGAAUGUUAUAUCAAGAAACUAGCAGAACCUGCAUUUCUGUAUCCUUUACAUUAUGAAUGUCAAUAA
Molecule: messenger RNA, 4377 nt
Organism: Argiope bruennichi
Lineage: Eukaryota; Metazoa; Arthropoda; Arachnida; Araneae; Araneidae
Gene: PIG-F
Product: phosphatidylinositol-glycan biosynthesis class F protein-like
Exons: 4
Coding region: 435-1154 (239 amino acids)
Biological process (GO): GPI anchor biosynthetic process
Cellular component (GO): endoplasmic reticulum membrane
Source: RefSeq, a predicted model, not a curated record